Messenger RNA from Aspergillus ruber CBS 135680, 550 nucleotides. RefSeq lists its product as uncharacterized. The coding region runs from base 39 to 428 and encodes 129 amino acids. The record is from RefSeq and is a predicted model, not a curated record. The transcript has a single exon. Lineage: Eukaryota; Fungi; Ascomycota; Eurotiomycetes; Eurotiales; Aspergillaceae.
CUCAUAACUUCCCAUAUUCACCAUGACCUAAACCAAAGAUGAUCAACUCCAAGCCGCCUCAACUGGCAUCAAUCACCACCUCAUCACCCCAGACCUCAUCCAAGAAAUGCUCACCAAAGCAAUCUACCCCAACGCCCACUUCCCCUCAACCCUCUCUCCCAGGAACUAAUCCGCUCCCUCUGCUACCAAGGCUCAAUCUCCAUAUCCUCCACACUCGUUUCACAAGAUCCGCACGCCUACUUAGGAAGCUUCGACGAUGGAAAAGGCACACCGAUGGUUCUUGCUGUGCAGAGUCGACAGUCGUACGAGUUUGUCAUUUUUGUUUGGCGGAUCCGUAUCUGCAUCAUGGAAGGCUUGCGCCGAUUUUCCCGGCGGCUGUUAUUUUAUGUCGAGGGACUUUGGAUGCAGUUGCUGCGUUGGGGGUUUGAUUCGAGGGGAAAGGAUUUGCUACUAGGGGUUAUUGGGCGUGGGUUUGGGGGAUUGGCGAGGUAUUUGUUGGGGCGGGGGGUCAGGCCGGAGAAAGCUGGAGAGGAGAAUCAAAGAAGUGGAC